Haplochromis burtoni (Burton's mouthbrooder) is the source of this 2067-nucleotide messenger RNA. It is a transcript of the gene fam151a, whose product is annotated as family with sequence similarity 151 member A. The record is from RefSeq and is a predicted model, not a curated record. Lineage: Eukaryota; Metazoa; Chordata; Actinopteri; Cichliformes; Cichlidae.
UGUAAACAAUAACGUGGCCACAGCGUGACGUGGAAAAAGGCACAUAGCUUUGAUGUUGUGUUACAAACUCUGUAUUCCUCGUCCACACGUAAACACAAAAAGGAGUUUUAAAAAAUCCCAGUUUUCUGUGAAAACGCCGUUUACGUGGACGAAACAGCUGCGUGUUCAGAAACACCCGCGUAGGUGCGGACGCAGCGUAAAAGAGUUAGUAGUUUAUUUUAUUACUACCUGUAAUUUAUUGCAGAUUACUUGUAUUUGCGAACAUUUUUCUUGUAAAACAAAGGCAGCAGAAAAAGUUUGGGAACCAGUGCUGUAACUAUGAGACAGAUGGCUGACACACGAACCUGUGGGAAGUAACAUGUUUGUAGAAAUGUGAAAAUGUUCAUGCCAUAAUCCCUCCCAUGUUUCCGUGUGGCACUGUGGAGUAAUGCACAAUUCUUCCAAACACGGACAAAAUAUGUAGAGGGAGAUUUGUUACAAGGCGUGUUGUAAUCCCAGAACAGUGAAGAUUACAUAACAGAAGAGCUUCACAGCUCGUCAGGCAGCAAGUGGACACUGAAGAGUGUGUGCGCCUUAUCAGAAGGAAAACUGUUCUCUGCACCUGAGAUAAAGGAUCGUAUAAAAGAAGAGCGAGCGCUCCCUGAGGUCUCUGACUUCUUAGACAUUUGAACCUAGACAGGAGACGUGUGAGAAUGGCAGGAGAGGACAAAAGGAGAGAUGAACGAACUGCUGGAGGAUCAGAAGGAAAGCAAAACAGGAUGGAGCCCGAGGCUGACGACCAGCGAGUGGAGCGAGGUCCAAAGAAGCGUGGCGUGCUGCCCAAACGACUGCUGAUAAUGUCGUCUGUGGCUGUUGUGCUCAUCGUGCUGCUGACUGUCAUCGUUGUACCUGUUGUGCUGCUCACUAAGACGCCAGCUCCGUCUUCUGCCUCGUUCUCUGGUGGAGACAUGCUGGAGUACUUGGUGCAGACGGGGAACAUCAGUGAAGCAGACGGCCUUUUGGCUACGUGGUUUCACCGAGCCAACAGCAAGGAGGACAUGUACAAAGCGCUCAUGGGUGACACCAUGAUCUUGGAAGCCGACGUCACUCUCAUGGGUUAUGGGACCCCUGAUGAAAAGCCAGUGCCGAUCAUGGCACACCCUCCCGACAUAUAUAGUGACAACGCUCUCGACGAAUGGUUAGAUGCUGUACUGGCUUCUGGAAAAGGCAUCAAGUUGGACUUUAAGGCUCUGGAAUCAAUGGGUUUGUCACUGGACCUGCUUAAACAAAAGGAAAGCAACAAGGGAAUAAACAGACCUGUGUGGCUGAAUGCAGACAUCCUCAGAGGCCCCAACGUCCCAAGCUUUGUAGCUCCAGUCAAUGGAAGCAGGUUUUUGGAACUCAUUCAGGACAAGUUUCCAGAUGUGACUUUGUCUCCUGGGUGGAAGGUCUUUGUGUCCACAGUCGAGCGCCUGUUUCCAUACGUCACUGUAGUCCUGGCUGAGCACAGAUGGCCUCCUCGGAUCCCAGCGGCGGUGUCACAGAGGGUGGCUCUACACCUGAAUGCAGCCUCGCUGCCCACGGGGCAGGAGCAGCUUUAUGCUUUACUGGGAAUGAUGGACAAAUACGACUUUAUAAUUGAGGUGGACACAAAGAAAGGUGGUGCAGCUGUCACUGUGGUGAAGGAGCUCCGUGCACAGCGUGCAGGCAGAGCAAGCAGAAGCCUGUAUAUUCUACCUCAGUGAUCACAGAGCAGGUUUAAAUGUGCUUUUAUAGUCACCACAGAGUCUCAGUGUGUAUAUAAAUGCUGCUGCUUUGGGUUGCUGAAGUUAACAUCAUUAUACUGUAUAUAUAUGAUUCAAUGAUUAUUAUAAAAUUCAUAAUAAAUUCUAUUAAAGGAACCAAGUCCAAAACCAGAAUUAGCCUCUUAGCCUGUGUGAGCCUGUCCGAGGUUUGUGAUUCAGCAGCAGCUGAACACAACGCACACGUAUGAAACUCUCUCCUGCUGCAGCUAACAUUUCACAUGCAGCCCGCCUCUCUUACUGACUGCAGCACUGCAUUAUUUGCAUCCAUAAAUGUGUCUUUAAA